Messenger RNA from Rhagoletis zephyria (snowberry fruit fly), 1216 nucleotides. Its product is annotated as biogenesis of lysosome-related organelles complex 1 subunit 3-like. The record is from RefSeq and is a predicted model, not a curated record. Lineage: Eukaryota; Metazoa; Arthropoda; Insecta; Diptera; Tephritidae.
ACUAUUACUAUUGCACUAAUAAAUUGCUACCUUAUUAGUAGAAACGUUUAGUGCCAAAAGACCAUCUAUUUGAUUAAUAUUAUAUUGACACUCUAAAACCAAUUUGGACAGAUUCUAAACAGCAAUUUCUCAAAUUGUUUCACAUAGCUUAUCAACUUAGUGAAAUAAUAUAAAGUGCGCCAGCCAGUUUGAUGUACGCUUAUUUCAAAGCAAAAUUUGAGUUUCGUCAUUUUCGCUUUUUUAAAUUCUGGCAUUAACCCUUGGUUUUGCUGCAUACCUCUGCCCGAUUUCAGCAUAGAUCCUCAUUCUGAUGGACUGAAAACCUCAGUACUGCAGCGUAAUGUGUGCUUUUGCACAUGCUGCAAGAAUUUAUUGACAUAUAUUUUUUGAAUUUUUUACUCAAAUCAAAAAAAGGGUUAACAUGAAAGUCAAAUGAAGGAAAAAAUUAUGAUAAUAAACUGCCAAAUAAGUAUACCGAAAUAGAAUGUCACUGCUAGCUGGCACACUUUAUAUUAUUUCAUUAUGCUUAUAAACAAUUAACAAUUGUCACCACUUCCGUACCUUACGAAAUUUUUUUUUCGAAGGCUUCUCAAAAGAACAGAAAAAGCUGGGAUUUGUAACUUUUUAAAUCAAUUAAUACAUUUCACUGUGAUUCAUUACUUAAACACUUAUCGAAGUUACGACUGUUUCAUUAUCUUGUUGUAUAUUUUUAAUUAAAAGAGACUGUUGAUAUUUUCAUUCGAUGCAUCGAAAAUAUCGAUGUUUUUAUGCGAUACAUCGAUAUGCAUGGAUGCUAUAUUUCGAUGCAUCAAAUCGAGAAAACAUCGAUGUAUUUUUUUGACUUGCAUCCGUAGGGGAGGUGGAUGGGUUGUGGGACCUAAAACCCCACCCAUUAGAAAGAGCGCAGUCCAAACUUUAAGAAAAAACAUCAGUUGCCUAGAGGUUUACAUAGUCGAAAAUAACGUUGCAAUAUAUGAAGGAACAUCUACAUUUGUCAAAGGCUUUAUAACCACUGCAUCUAAACAACUUUUAAAUACGGACCAACUUCUAAUGAAAUCGCAGGUUACUAUGCAAUCAGUUUUAUGUUCGUUAAAAAAUUCAAAAGUGAAUAUAAAGCAGCUGCAUGAAAAAAACAGUAAUGUUUUCACCACGAACUUUUUACCAACUAUUAACCUUUAAUUUUAUAUAGAAGAAUAAAACUUCAUAAAGAAAUUAA